GCACUUCCGCAAUCAACCGUUUCCGGUAAGGAAGUUGUCCGUUUAUAAUAAAUGUCAGUUCGUUGUGGAUUUAUUUUGCAACUUUCAACAUUAUAACUUCAUUUUAACUUCAGAAGUUUUGAAAACAACACUGUAGCAUCCCUGAAUCCAUGGAAACGCCAGAGCAGGGGCCAGCAGAUGGAGAGGAGCGUCUGGUGGAGCUGCGACCCCGGACACGUUCAAACCCUGAAGGUGCAGAGGACCGCCGCAGCAGCACGGGCAGCCUUGGAGGAAACAGUAACCCCAACAUCCCUCAGCCUGCCGUGGGGAGUCGUGUAGAAGGGGAGGGCGAAGCUUCCACUAGUGACAGUCCCCCUAGUUCCACCACCACGACCGUCUCGGCGGCUGCAGCUCAGACCGUAUCUCCAGCUACAACAGUUACAGCAGCCGCCGCAGCCAGCGCCACUGUGCCCAUGUCCACCGCUGCUGUCGCCAAAGAGAGGCCGAAACCUGCGCCACAGCAGCCGUCUCUAACAACAGUUCCUCCGCCUGCAGAGUAUCAGCUCAGAGUUCCUCGUGUCAACUGUCCAGAGAAAGUGAUCAUCUGCUUAGACCUUUCUGAGGAGAUGUCUUUAUCGAAGUUGGAGUCUUUUAACGGAUCUAAAACUAAUGCACUGAACAUCUGUCAGAAGAUGAUAGAGAUGUUCGUCAGAACCAAACACAAGAUUGACAAACGGCAUGAGUUUGCUCUGGUGGUGGUGAACGAUGACGCUCUGUGGCUGUCAGGCUUCACCUCUGACCCCAGGGAGCUGUGCAGCUGUCUGUACGACCUCGAGACCAACGUGUGCGAGUCCUUCAAUCUGGAGGAUCUUCUUAAUGUGAUACGUCAGAAGAUCGAGCUCCCACUGAUGGAUAACGUUCAGACCAUCCCUCCUCCGUAUGUGGUGCGGACGGUGCUCAUCUACAGCCGACAAGCAGGACAGCUUCAGUUCAACCCUUCAGAGGCUUUUAGUAAAAUACUGCAGUCUCCGUAUUUCUUCUUCGAUGUGGUUUACCUGCACAACGGGGCGGAGGAGCAGGGGGACGACACCAACUGGAGGGACAACUACGCCUCGUUCUGCAACCUGGACUCAAAGGGCAUGUGUUACCGCUUUGAGGUUUCCCUCUGCGGACCUGCCAUCGAGCUGCACAACUGCAUGGCCAAACUCCUGGCUCAUCCUCUGCAGAGACCUUUUCAGAGCCACGCGUCGUACAGCCUGCUGGAGGGGGACGACCCCCAGGACAUUGAGGCAACCGUCUGAAACCGCACACACUCAUAACGCCCAGAGAAACUCACACACUGUAGAUUUUUCCAUGCACACGUUAUUUCUGAGGGUUUUCUCCACUUGCCACUAAACCAUUUGGGAAAAUCAAGCAGAUAUAAAAAGACACAGGAGGAGUCAACAUGUGAUAACUCAUCCAUUGUGUUUCAUUGAACAAAUCAUUGAGUCAUCAGCUUUUUUAAGCAGAGGAAGUCAUAAAAGGAUCUGAUUGUUAGCUGUCAAAGUGCUGUAAGCUUCCUGGAGGUGAAGUUAUGAAGCGAGUUUCAGAGUUCAGGAGGAGGACAGAGGUAGAAGGAGAAGUAAUGAAAGACAGAAAUGAGGAAAAGCAACGGUUAAAGCCGAGACCACACUGACCUGUCUGUACAUAUUAAAGGUUUACACCCCUGCAAACAAGUUACAGUACUCAUAGCUGGCCUUGUCUUAGCUAGAAACUUUAUCACAAUGAACUGAAUCACAGAGGUCACCACGUCUGUAACACUGCCUUUUGUUUUAGUUGAUCAUUUCCACCUUCUGUUGCCUGUUUUAAUGUGAUUUUUAUUUUAUGAUGGGCUUGUUAUUUUUUGUAUAUUACACAGACAACAGAAGAAUGUUCAGGAAUGUAAAGGGGGCUCCUCUUUGAUAAUGAGAAAGGACUGAUAGUGUAAAAAAAACGCCCCUGAAGCUGCGAGUGUAGCUGCACUUGAAACACACUGUACAGAUGAGAUCGUUGAAGCUGUUUAUGGACAUUAAAAAGAGUUUGUUUAAUCUG
Notolabrus celidotus (New Zealand spotty) is the source of this 2049-nucleotide messenger RNA. RefSeq names its product BRISC and BRCA1 A complex member 1 (gene babam1). Gene Ontology annotation, biological process: mitotic G2 DNA damage checkpoint signaling; protein K63-linked deubiquitination; double-strand break repair. The record is from RefSeq and is a predicted model, not a curated record. Bases 150 to 1280 code for a protein of 376 amino acids. The transcript is spliced from 9 exons. Lineage: Eukaryota; Metazoa; Chordata; Actinopteri; Labriformes; Labridae. Gene Ontology annotation, cellular component: nuclear body; BRISC complex; BRCA1-A complex.